This is a messenger RNA of Plasmopara halstedii, 816 nucleotides long. Its product is annotated as gag-pol polyprotein. Bases 1 to 816 code for a protein of 271 amino acids. The record is from RefSeq and is a predicted model, not a curated record. Gene Ontology annotation, molecular function: nucleic acid binding; zinc ion binding. The transcript has a single exon. NCBI's taxonomy places the organism in Eukaryota, Oomycota, Peronosporomycetes, Peronosporales, Peronosporaceae.
AUGAUGCAUGGUCGCGACUGGAAGGACUUCGAGAAGAGAGGCCUUGGCAACAAGCUCUUUCUUCGUCGACGAUUCUUUACAACUAUGAUGGAAGAAGGUGAUGAUAUUCUAGAACACAUCAACAAGCUCAAGACGAUAGCGGAGCAGCUCGAAGCUGUGGGUGCUCCAGUAAGCAAGAACGACUUGGUUAUCACACUUCUUGAAAGUCUUAGUGAGACCUACCAAUUUCUUAUAACAGCAUUGGAAUCGCGUGCGGAUACUUUGACGUGGGAGGUGGUGACAUCACGGCUUCUACACGAAGACAUAAAACGCAAGGAGCAGGGCGGUGAUGGAGCAGCGCCUGAGCAAGCGUUUAUGAUGAAGGAUGCGAAGCGCAAAGGACGACCGGCGAAGAAAACUGGUGCGUGCCAUAAUUGCGGGAAACAAGGACACUGGAUCGCGGAGUGUCCCUCGCGAGUCCAGAAUGAUACUGAUCGAUAUCGAUUGCAGCGAGCAAACAUCACACAGUUUGAAGACUCCAAUAACUAUCUUUUCUCAAUUGGCGGUAGCAGUGACUCUGUCAAGGCGAAUGAUGUAUGGCUGGUCGACUCGGGAGCGACUCAGCAUAUGACAAGCUCGAAUAAGUUCAUGAGGAACUACAAGGCCUUUUCUCCUGUACGUACAUCUGGCAAACGACGGCGUCGUACAAGCUAUCAGCAGCGGCGACAUCGUCAUGUCAAUGAAGACUUCACACGGAGUGAAGAAGGGUGUGUUGACAAAUCUGCGGCACAUCCCCAAGUUGUCAAGAAAUUCAUUCUCAGUUGGACGCUUCACUAA